Molecule: messenger RNA, 1688 nt
Organism: Quercus robur (English oak)
Lineage: Eukaryota; Viridiplantae; Streptophyta; Magnoliopsida; Fagales; Fagaceae
Product: isovaleryl-CoA dehydrogenase, mitochondrial
Exons: 15
Coding region: 184-1401 (405 amino acids)
Biological process (GO): L-leucine catabolic process
Cellular component (GO): mitochondrion
Molecular function (GO): 3-methylbutanoyl-CoA dehydrogenase activity; flavin adenine dinucleotide binding
Source: RefSeq, a predicted model, not a curated record
AAAAGAAAAAGAAAUUAUACUGCUAUAGCGAUUCCUUACUCUUUUUUUUUUUUUUGAGAAACCAAUUCCUUACUCUGUAUCUUUCUUCUUUCUUCUUCCGCUUCUUUCAAUUAAUCUAUUUGCUUUUCCUUGUAAUUUUCUUUCUCUUUUGAACUCCAAAACCAAAAAUUAGAUAGCGUAGCGAUGCAAAGGUUUAUUGCAGCGAGGUCUGUAUGUGCCAGUAUUUUCACAAGGAAGAGACACUUUUCUACCGCUCUACUCUUCGAUGAUACUCAGAUACAGUUCAAAGAAAGUGUCGCUCAAUUUGCUCAAGGGAACAUUGCCCCUCAUGCAUCAAAAAUAGAUCAAACGAAUUCUUUCCCACAGGGGAUUAACUUAUGGAAACUCAUGGGUGAAUUCAAUCUCCAUGGAAUUACAGCACCAGAGGAAUAUGGAGGACUAGGUCUAGGUUACUUGUAUCACUGUAUAGCGAUGGAAGAAAUAAGUCGUGCUUCUGGGUCUGUUGGCCUCUCCUAUGGUGCCCAUUCUAACCUUUGCAUUAAUCAAUUGGUGAGGAAUGGAAACACUGCCCAGAAACAGAAAUACUUGCCAAAGCUUAUCAGUGGGGAGCAUGUAGGAGCUCUUGCAAUGAGUGAACCUAAUGCUGGAUCUGAUGUUGUUAGUAUGAAAUGCAAGGCUGAUCGGGUAGAUGGGGGUUAUAUUAUAAAUGGGAACAAGAUGUGGUGCACCAAUGGCCCAGCUGCUCAAACAUUGGUUGUUUAUGCAAAAACAGACACAACAGCCGGCUCAAAAGGAAUCACAGCAUUCAUCAUCGAAAAGGGAAUGCCCGGAUUCAGUACUGCCCAGAAAUUAGACAAACUUGGGAUGCGCGGAAGUGAUACAUGUGAGCUUGUCUUUGAAAAUUGCUUUGUUCCUGAAGAAAAUGUUCUUGGACAGGAAGGAAAAGGAGUCUAUGUCAUGAUGUCAGGGCUUGAUUUGGAGCGGCUUGUACUGGCAGCUGGGCCUCUAGGUAUCAUGCAGGCAUGUCUUGAUGUUGUUCUACCUUAUGUUCGACAGCGUGAGCAGUUUGGUCGUCCAAUUGGGGAAUUUCAAUUUAUACAGGGUAAAAUUGCCGACAUGUAUACUUCUUUACAGUCCUCCAGGUCCUAUGUGUAUUCUGUUGCAAGAGACUGUGACAGUGGAAAAACUAAUCCUAAGGAUUGUGCUGGAGUAAUACUUUGUGCAGCUGAAAGAGCCACCCAAGUUGCUUUACAGGCUAUACAAUGUUUAGGUGGUAAUGGAUAUGUGAACGAGUAUAUAACUGGUCGUCUGCUUCGAGAUGCCAAAUUGUAUGAAAUUGGGGCAGGGACUAGUGAGAUCAGACGAAUGAUUAUAGGUCGUGAACUCUUUAAGGAACAGUAGGAGAGAAGUUGUGCGUUCUUUUUUAAGUUGCUGGACUGAAGCAUCCUCCAGUGUCACUUGUUCCUUCCAGGAGAAUCAUACAUGCAGCCCAAGCUGUUUGAGAUUCUUUACAGUAAAUAUAAAAUUUUGCGUCAAGAAAAGAAAAGUCUAGAUGAAGAUGAAUAUUCUCUGGUUCACUGGUUGAAUAAGAUAAAUUUAAGGCAUGAACUUCAAACUAGCUUGCCAUGUCUCAUUAAAAACAAAGAUGCUGGAGUUGAAACUAAUUUAUAUUCAUUAUCUUUAACUUA